CCCCACAUUUGAAAAUGUGAAGGCAUAAUUGAGUUAGAAAAUGAAGAAGAAAAUCCCAUCUUUGGCACUGGGAAUACUACUAGUAUUUCUACUACAAUAUUUGGUUGCCGGAAUAUCAACAUCGGAAAACGACCCGGAAGGGGUAAUCGGGUACGGGUAUAAGGUGAAAAGUGUCAAAGUUGACUCCGGCACGCGUCGAUCGUUGACCGCAUUGCUUCAGCUUGUGAAGAAUUCCUCAGUUUAUGGACCUGAUAUUCAACUCCUCUCCAUUACUGCCAGCUUGGAAUCUAACGACCGGCUCAGAGUCCGAAUUACCGACGCCAAGCACCGCCGAUGGGAAAUCCCCGACAAUAUCCUUCACCGCCAUCAACCACCACCACCACCGCCCCAUUCUCUCUCCUCCCUCUACCGCACCCUCCUCUCAUCUCCCACUACCAACCGCCGCAAAAUCCUCCUCUCCCACCCAAACUCCGACCUCACUUUCUCUCUCAUCAACACCACCCCCUUCGGCUUCACCAUCUCCCGCAAAUCCACUCAUGACGUCCUCUUCGACGCCACCCCUGACCCCACUAACCCCAACACCUUCCUCAUCUUCAAAGACCAGUACCUCCACCUCACCUCCUCCCUCCCGGGCACCCGGGCCCACAUCUAUGGGCUCGGGGAACACUCCAAACCCACUUUUCAGCUCGCCCAUAACCAAACCCUUACUAUGUGGGCUGCCGACAUUCCUAGCAGCAACCCGGAUGUUAACCUAUACGGGUCCCACCCGUUUUACAUGGAUGUUCGUUCUUCGCCGGUGGCGGGGUCCACUCAUGGGGUGUUGCUGUUUAAUAGCAAUGGGAUGGAUGUUGAGUAUACUGGUAAUCGGAUUACUUACAAGGUGAUUGGGGGUAUUAUUGACCUUUACUUCUUUGCCGGACCUUCGCCGGCACAAGUGGUGGAGCAGUUUACUCGGGUCAUCGGCCGCCCUGCCCCGAUGCCUUAUUGGGCAUUUGGUUUUCAGCAGUGCCGUUAUGGUUAUCAUGAUGUAUACGAGCUUCAGUCUGUGGUAGCUGGGUAUGCAAAAGCUAAGAUUCCCUUGGAAGUAAUGUGGACAGAUAUUGAUUACAUGGAUGCUUAUAAAGAUUUCACUCUUGACCCUGUUAAUUUUCCACUGGACAAGAUGAAGAAAUUUGUUAACAACCUUCACAAGAAUGGGCAAAAAUAUGUGGUAAUUCUGGAUCCUGGUAUCAGUACAAAUAAGACGUAUGAAACAUACAUUAGGGGAAUGAAACACGAUGUCUUUCUGAAGCGUAAUGGUAAACCAUACCUUGGUUCUGUCUGGCCUGGUCCUGUAUACUUCCCUGAUUUUCUGAAGCCUUCUGCUUUGACCUUUUGGACUGAUGAAAUCAAGAGAUUUCUAAAUCUCCUCCCUGUUGAUGGUCUUUGGAUUGACAUGAACGAAAUAUCGAACUUUAUUUCUUCUCCACCUAUCCCUGGAUCUACACUUGAUAAUCCUCCUUAUAAAAUCAAUAAUUCUGGAGUGAUGUUACCCAUUAUAAACAAGACUAUCCCACCAACCGCCAUGCACUAUGGUGAUAUUCCCGAAUACAAUGUUCAUAACUUAUUUGGAUACCUUGAAGCUAGAGUCACUCGUGCUGCCCUUAUUAAACUCACCAAGAAAAGGCCAUUCGUACUCUCUAGAUCAACGUUUAGUGGUUCGGGGAAGUACACUGCACAUUGGACAGGAGAUAAUGCUGCAACUUGGAACGAUCUUGUGUACUCAAUUCCGUCUAUGUUAGACUUUGGACUUUUUGGUAUUCCGAUGGUCGGGGCAGAUAUUUGUGGUUUUCUUGGGAACACAACUGAAGAGCUAUGUCGGCGUUGGAUACAGCUGGGGGCUUUUUAUCCUUUCUCUAGAGAUCAUUCAUCACUUGGUACAACCUAUCAAGAGCUGUACAGAUGGGAAUCAGUCGCUGCAUCGGCUAGGAAAGUCUUGGGACUCCGCUACACGCUUCUCCCUUACUUCUAUACAUUGAUGUACGAGGCACAGCUGAACGGAAUCCCUAUAGCACGGCCUCUUUUCUUUUCUUUUCCUGAUGACAUCAAAACUUAUGGUAUCAGCUCACAGUUUCUUCUUGGUAAAGGUGUAAUGGUCUCACCUGUCCUGAAACCUGGUGUAGUAUCUGUCACUGCUUACUUUCCACGUGGAAACUGGUUCGAUCUGUUCGAUUAUACUCGUUCAGUCACUGCCUCUACUGGAAGAUAUGUUACUCUUAGUGCACCCCCUGAUCAUAUCAACGUUCACAUUCAAGAAGGUAAUAUUCUGGCUAUGCAAGGGAAAGCUAUGACAACCCAAGCAGCACGCAAGACACCGUUCCAUCUAUUAGUGGUGAUGAGCGAUUGUGGGGCCAGCUUCGGUGAGUUGUUCUUGGAUGAUGGGGUUGAGGUGACAAUGGGAGUCAAUAGAGGAAAAUGGACUUUUGUGAAAUUCAUUGCUGCAUCAGCAAAACAGACUUGUAUUAUCACCUCAGAUGUAGUUUCUGGGGAAUUUGCAGUGAGUCAGAAAUGGGUCAUUGACAAGGUUACAAUUCUGGGUUUGAGAAAAGGAACAAAGAUCAACGGGUAUACAGUACAAACAGGUGCUGUAACAAGAAAAGGCGAUAAAUCCAAACUUAAAUCAACUCCAGAUAGAAAAGGAGAGUUCAUUGUAGCUGAGAUUUCUGGUUUGAACCUGCUUUUAGGACGCGAGUUUAAGCUUGUAUUACACUGAGUUAGUAAGUGGUGUUUGAGUGUUUAACUUCUCUGAUUAUGGGCGAGGUGCAAAUAAUUGAAUCAAGAUUCAUGUAUUUAUUUAGUACUGUAAUAUUUACCAAGAGGCAAUAAGAUCAGAUAAGUUGUUAGAUUCUGAUGUUGUAAUCUUUCAGGAUUUAUGUGCAACAGGUUUUGGAAA
Messenger RNA from Spinacia oleracea (spinach), 2932 nucleotides. RefSeq names its product alpha-glucosidase. The record is from RefSeq and is marked validated. Gene Ontology annotation, biological process: carbohydrate metabolic process. Lineage: Eukaryota; Viridiplantae; Streptophyta; Magnoliopsida; Caryophyllales; Amaranthaceae. Gene Ontology annotation, molecular function: carbohydrate binding; hydrolase activity, hydrolyzing O-glycosyl compounds.